Molecule: messenger RNA, 1364 nt
Organism: Ricinus communis (castor bean)
Lineage: Eukaryota; Viridiplantae; Streptophyta; Magnoliopsida; Malpighiales; Euphorbiaceae
Product: glutathionyl-hydroquinone reductase PcpF
Exons: 3
Coding region: 27-1283 (418 amino acids)
Cellular component (GO): cytoplasm
Molecular function (GO): glutathione transferase activity
Source: RefSeq, a predicted model, not a curated record
UUACUUUUGAGUUGCUUUGCCCGUAAAUGGUAGUAACCGAAAAAACGGACAAAUACAGGUUGAGAGACGACGAAACCAUGUACUGCACUUCUCUUCCCAGCUCCCACUACCCAACCCCCACCGUGCCCACCAAAUCCAACAGAAAGUGUCACACCUUCCCUAAAAUGUCACUAGACCAAACACCACCUCCAAACCCUAAAACUCUAAUAACAACCCUCACUAACCUGCUCUGGGGCCAAUCACUUCCACCGGGACUCCUGAUCUCCACUGUCCGUACAACAUGGAACUCCGCGUGGCAACUCAUGAUGUCACAACUCGCUCCCUCCGAUUCCUCUGGCAGUUACUCUAGACCCACCUCCAAAUUCCGCAUCAGUAGAAAUCCCAAUUUUCAAUCUUUUCACCUCUACGUAGGAUUACCAUGCCCGUGGGCCCACAGAACCCUGAUUGUCAGAGCUCUCAAAGGCCUUGAACAUGCAAUUCCGGUCUCUAUUGCAGCACCGGGUCAAGACGGUUCUUGGGUGUUUGACAGUGGACAAAACAUGGAUAAGGAUACCCUUGUUCCGGGUAAGGAUAGUGCUAAUGGAUGCAAGAGUUUAAAGGAGGUCUAUGGGCUAAGACAAGGAGGGUACAAUGGGCGUGCCACGGUCCCAAUGUUAUGGGAUUCAGAGAGGAAAGAGGUUUUAUGUAAUGAAAGUUAUGAUAUUAUUGAAUUUUUUAAUUCAGGUUUAAAUGGAUUAGCCAGAAACCCGGAUUUAGAUUUGGCUCCCAAGUUUUUAAAGGGAAAGAUAGAGGAGUGGAAUCAAGUGAUUUAUCCUAAUGUCAAUAAUGGUGUUUAUAGAUGUGGGUUUGCACAGAGUCAAGCAGCGUAUGAUAGAGCAGUGAAUGAUUUGUUUAGUACAUUGGAUAGAGUGGAGAAUCACUUGGGUAGUUCACGUUACUUGUGUGGAGAUACAAUUACAUUAGCAGAUGUUUGUUUGUUUACCACUUUGAUUCGGUUUGAUCUUGCUUAUAAUGUUCUGUUCAAGUGCACCAAGAAAAAGUUGCUCGAGUAUCCUAAUCUUCAUGGAUAUAUGUGUGACAUAUAUCAGAUCCCAAAGGUUGCCGAAACUUGCAAUUUUUCUGCUAUCAUGGAUGGUUACUACAAAGUACUAUUUCCGCUGAAUCCAGGCAGUAUUCGUCCAGUUAUACCUUCAGGAUGUGAGCAUGAAUUUCUUUCUGCACCUCACAACAGGGAAUCACUACUAUCCUCUGUAGAUAAAACUAUGCAGGUCUUUGUUUCGUGAGUUGGCUCCCAUUAAAACUCUGUAUAUUACCUCUGUAAGUACUAACAGUAUAUAUAAUGUGGAAGUCUUUGGCUUUCAAUA